Torulaspora delbrueckii is the source of this 537-nucleotide messenger RNA. RefSeq lists its product as uncharacterized. The transcript has a single exon. Gene Ontology annotation, cellular component: membrane. Lineage: Eukaryota; Fungi; Ascomycota; Saccharomycetes; Saccharomycetales; Saccharomycetaceae. The record is from RefSeq and is a predicted model, not a curated record. Gene Ontology annotation, biological process: amino acid transmembrane transport. The coding region runs from base 1 to 537 and encodes 178 amino acids. Gene Ontology annotation, molecular function: amino acid transmembrane transporter activity.
AUGCUAUUAGAUCUCUCCGGUGUGAGGGGAUUCGCCGAAACGGAAUUUUACAUGUCUAUAUUCAAGAUGGUAUCGCUGUUCGUCUUCAACAUCAUUGGGAUUGUCCUGAUGACUGGUGGCGGACCGGGAAAUACUGGUUACAUUGACACCAGAUAUUGGCAAGAUUCCCGUUCUUUUGCUGCACCAGUUUUAAAGAAGUUUCGCAACACCAUUGUUUCUGCGGCAUACUCUUCCAGCGGCAAUGAAAUGGUGGUUCUCACCAACACGGAAGUAAAAGAUAUUUCGUCUGUUUCUUGUGCGGCGAAGAGAAAGUUCUGGAGAAUUGCGCUUUUCUACAUUGUGACCGUUGUAAUUAUUGGUUGCUUAGUUCCAUAUAACGAUGAGAGACUACUCAGCAGGGCAACCAGUGAAGAUUUUUCUUCGUCGCCCUUUGUAAUUGCUUUGAGCAAUACUGGAUCGAUGGGUAAUAAAGCUGCAUAUUUUAUGAAUGCCGUUAUCUUGGUGGCUGUGGUUUCCGUUUGCAACUCGUGUGUCUAA